AUGGGCACCAACGGCACGCUGAAUGCCUACAUUCAACCUGCAGCGUCUUCAGGCAGUGGCGUGACAAUGGGAGCGUGCAGAGACUCUAGUGGUUCCCCCUCGCCCACCUCUUGGCAUCUCAUCGCCGCUUGCCCUACCACCGUAGUCUCGUCUUCUGCCAAUACGGCAAUUCGACGUCCCCUCUUGGCCAACAAUGCGGUUGCGGCACUACCGGAUGUACAGGAAAGAAAGUCUUUUGCAUCCAAGAUGUCGGGAGUAUUGUUCCCUCAAAAAUCCAGUAAAAUCCGUGUAAAAGCCUUAUUUUUAAACACAGCAGUCCAAUUUGUAGACCAAGUUCACUGCGAAAAUCGACAGUUUUCCUCACCUCCAUCCGCAUCAAUGAUCCUACUGCCACCGAGAGCCACUUCACCCAUCACCACAUCGAAACAAAAGGGUUUUGGAGAUCAAAACCACCAGCAACAGCAACUGGAACCACAACCGGCGUACAGUGAUGGCUCAAACACCUACUACGUCAUCAAUCUCGAUCAUCGAGGGACCACCACCACCCCCGCCGCCGCCGCCGCCGCCUUAGCGUCGAAGGGUGGUCUGCUUCAUCCUCAUCCUCAACAAUCGUGUCUCACUCCACUGGCACCAGGACCGGACUCGAGCUACGUCUAG
Hydatigera taeniaeformis is the source of this 657-nucleotide messenger RNA. The record is from the annotation of a GenBank genome assembly. Lineage: Eukaryota; Metazoa; Platyhelminthes; Cestoda; Cyclophyllidea; Taeniidae.